AUGUCUUCCAAUUUACAUUUAUUAAGUGUAUACUGGAUAAAUUUUAAUUUUCUAUUGUACUCUAAUAAAAAUAAACUGACAUUUUCAUUAUUAUUUAUAUUUGGAUUGUUGGAUCAUUAUUUAUAUCAUCAUCAUCAUCAUCAUCAUCAUCAUCAUCAUCAUCAUCAUCAUCAUCAUCAUCAUCAUCAUCAUCAUCAUCAUCAUCAUCAUCAUCAUCAUCAUCAUCAUCAUCAUCAUCAUCAUCAUCAUCAUCAUCAUCAUCAUCAUCAUCAUCAUCAUCAUCAUCAUCAUCAUCAUCAUCAUCAUCAUCAUCAUCAUCAUCAUCAUCAUCAUCAUCAUCAUCAUCAUCAUCAUCAUCAUCAUCAUCAUCAUCAUCAUCAUCAUCAUCAUCAUCAUCAUCAUCAUCAUCAUCAUCAUCAUCAUCAUCAUCAUCAUCAUCAUCAUCAUCAUCAUCAUCAUCAUCAUCAUCAUCAUCAUCAUCAUCAUCAUCAUCAUCAUCAUCAUCAUCAUCAUCAUCAUCAUCAUCAUCAUCAUCAUCAUCAUCAUCAUCAUCAUCAUCAUCAUCAUCAUCAUCAUCAUCAUCAUCAUCAUCAUCAUCAUCAUCAUCAUCAUCAUCAUCAUCAUCAUCAUCAUCAUCAUCAUCAUCAUCAAAUCAGUUGA
This is a messenger RNA of Schistosoma guineensis, 660 nucleotides long. NCBI's taxonomy places the organism in Eukaryota, Metazoa, Platyhelminthes, Trematoda, Strigeidida, Schistosomatidae. The record is from the annotation of a GenBank genome assembly.